This is a messenger RNA of Alternaria novae-zelandiae, 1656 nucleotides long. RefSeq lists its product as uncharacterized. The record is from RefSeq and is a predicted model, not a curated record. Gene Ontology annotation, biological process: silent mating-type cassette heterochromatin formation. The transcript has a single exon. Gene Ontology annotation, cellular component: SHREC complex; rDNA heterochromatin. The coding region runs from base 1 to 1656 and encodes 551 amino acids. Lineage: Eukaryota; Fungi; Ascomycota; Dothideomycetes; Pleosporales; Pleosporaceae.
AUGCAACAGCUGCCGGCUGCACCGCUUCCUAUUCAGGCGUUGCAGCACAAGGGUCGCCCGAAGAAGAUCACUCCGGGUCUAGACACGACCAACGUGGACAGUGAGGGCACUCCAGACGUCUACAGGAAUCUCAUCGAUAAGCUUCGCCGGCAUCGCGAUGUGGACGAACCCAUACUUGAGCCCUUAAGUCCAGACUGGCGAGCCGAACAAGAUCACCUUACAAAAUUCCUUAACGACAUCAAGACCCAGGAGCAAUGGAUACCACGCAUCGGGGACAUCGUGUUGUAUAUACGCAACAUGCCUGACACCGUUGAACUGGUUCGAGACAUCACCACCGGCGAGCUCCAGCUGUACGAUGAGCGCCGCAAGCAGCAUCUGGGUACUCCACAAUGGGCGGCAGGCCUGGUCACUGAGCCGGCUACUGGCACCACGGUCGCUGAGCUCGUCACCUCUACUCAGGAGCGCAGUGUUUCCAGCAUAGGUGUACGCGUUGAACCGAUCCCAAACCCUAAUGAGUCGGACAAGUCGCUUUCUAAGAGACACAAGUACGUCUUGUUGCGACAGACAAGCCCGUUCAUGAUGUGGAGAGAUCUCUUGCGUCGCAUCCCUCAAGAAGGAUGGCAUGACACGGUCAAGAACGCUCUCGCCCUGAUGUCGACGCUCUCUCUAAUGGGCAAGUAUCGGUUCCGAGGAUCUUGGCCUAACGCGAGCAUAUAUUGCCAUGGCAUCUACGUUGGUGCUGAGAUGCUCGCCGUGGGUGACACAGUCCGUCUCCUGCCCAACAAGCAAUCUGGUCAAACUGGCUGUACGGACGUCAUGAGCAUCAAAUCGAUUCGAUUGAAGUGGACCAAUCUGGAUAAGGCCUCUGACAAUGACUACGACGAAGGACGGCCAUACAACUCUGAGAUCUGGAUAUACGGGUCCGCAUAUACGAGCGACGGGUCACGCUCGAACAAGCUGUGGGUUUCCGAGCAAAACGUCGAGGCUCCGCGAGUUGCAAACGACUACGCAGACUGGUACCCAUUGCAUCCUGCCGAUAAGGAACUGGCAAUACCUUACUCACGCGUCCUCGGUCGCCUGCAUGAGCGCGAUGCCAUGGCCUACUUCCUCAAGUCCGACGAUGACAAUCCUCCAGGACUCGACGUUGGCCGGCAAUCUGUAGUAGAGGCGCGCGCCUUUGCUCGGAAACACGAUCAUCGUAUAGCAGCGGAGUCUGAUGCCACCUGGUACUGGGGAGAUGACCGGGCCGACGCUCUGAAUCUCCACAUCAUCAACGGUCUCGACGUGUCUAGAUACGACCUCGACCGCGAUGUCAAAGAUCUUCGACGCAAAUACCGGCAACUUGACGCUGUCGCGAAUGGGGAAGCCAAGUCUGCUCUAGAGACGCUUGGCAGCAAAGGACUCCGCAGCUUCAUGGCACCCACCUUGCCACUCCGCACGAGCGGCGCGAAAGCACCAAGUGAUAGUGGAAGUUCGUCUACCGCAAGUGCCAGUCAAGCCUCCCGAAAGCGCACGCACAUUGUCGACCUGGACGACGACGAGGAUGAUACCGAAGAAGACGACCUUGAUGGAGAGAUUAGGGAGCACACCAAGGUCGUCGCGGAAGACCGUGAACGUCCGAAGAAGAAGCCAAAGGUUAUGGUCGUGAUUGACUGA